Molecule: messenger RNA, 5476 nt
Organism: Poecilia latipinna (sailfin molly)
Lineage: Eukaryota; Metazoa; Chordata; Actinopteri; Cyprinodontiformes; Poeciliidae
Gene: kif26ba
Product: kinesin family member 26Ba
Exons: 19
Coding region: 1-4794 (1597 amino acids)
Biological process (GO): microtubule-based movement
Molecular function (GO): microtubule motor activity; ATP binding; microtubule binding
Source: RefSeq, a predicted model, not a curated record
AUGCCCUACAUUUCUAAGGUGGAAGCGAACACAACAUACGUUCGCUCUAGCCCCCCCACCCCCAGCCACACCCCCGAAGGAAGUGACGUGAGGUUUAUUUCCAAUUUGUUUCUUCCUCUGCUUUUACUGACCUGCUUUUCACACAUUUCAGUGUCAGGAGGUCGUAGUCGCCUCCACCUGCUGGACCUGGGGAGCUGUGAUGCUAAAGCCCUGGGAGGAGGCGGCGGCGGGAAAAGCAGAGAAAGCUCUUCACCAAGCUCAGCUCCUCUGUGCCUUUCCCUGUCCGCCCUCGGGAACGUGAUUCUGGCCCUGGUCAACGGCAGCAAACACAUUCCCUACAAGGACAGCAAGCUGACCAUGUUGCUAAGGGAGUCGCUAGGCAACAUGAACUGCAGGACCACCAUGAUUGCUCACAUCUCCGCCUCGCCGAGAGAUUUCUCCGAAACCCUCUCCACCAUCCAGAUUGCUUCACGCGUCCUCCGCAUGAAAAAGAAGAAAACUAAAGUAACUGUGCAGUAUACGUCGAGUUCCUCUGGAGGAGAAAGCUCCUGUGAGGAGGGUCGUAUGCGUCGUCCAACCCACCUGCGACCUUUCCAUCACCGAGGCGACGCCGACUCCGAACUGCCGCUGCUGAGGCUAUCCAGCGACCCGGACGAGUACUCCAGCAGUGAGCAGUCCUGCGACACGGUGAUCUACGUGGGCCCAAACGGGGCGGCGGUGUCGGACAGAGAGCUGACGGACAACGAGGGGCCGCCGGAGUUUGUCCCGAUUGUCCCAGCUUUGCUCCGCGGAAAAACACCUGAGCAGCAUCAGAUACAAGGGCAAGGUCCACCAACUGGAGUCCAGAACAAGGCUCAGACAGACGACCAGACCAGUGGCCCAGUGCCGCCGCAGCCCUCCCAGUCACUGGUUGGUCAACCAUUGGCUCCAGUUCCAGAGGAAGGAGCCGAAUGUCUCAAAUGCAACACCUUCGCUGAGCUGCAGGAGAGACUGGACUGCAUAGACGGCAGUGAAGAGGUGGCAAAAUUUCCCUUUGAAGAAAUUCCCGCAAGCAAACCAUGUGCCAAGCAGGAGUCGUGUCCUUCCUCGUCUGCUCCAGGCUCUGCAGAUGGGCUGGAUGCCGAGCCCAAAACAGCAGCCUCUAGGAGGAGAAGCAAUGACCAGCAGCUUCAAGAGAUCAAGGAGGUGGUGGAGGAGGCAGAGCUCGCCCAAACAAUGAUCCACAGUUUAGCUCAGGCCACUGGAUGCCCCCUGGUUACCAGUACCAGGAGCAUAACUGGGAGCAGCAGCAUCGUCACCUCCAAUCCCUUACACAAAGCCAAGAACUCCCAGCUACAUGACAGCCGUGAGAAUCUGAAUGCGGUUGGCAAUAUUGAGGGGAAGGCUCGUCCUCUUGGGUCGCCGCGCUUGGGCAUCGCAAGCCUGACAAAAACCUCAGACUACAGGCCUCCAUCUUCCCCAUCACAGCGAUGUAAGGUGUACACUCAGAAGGGUGUAAUGCCAUCAACACCCCCACCGUCCUCACACAGCCUGGCUCAGGACGGCCAGGCCACUGAGGCUUUGACCUCCGACAACAGUUUGGCUGCAGACAGUGGCCGCUCCUCCACAGAGUCGCUGCUGUCCAGGACUUCUCCUGCAGGGAUGAGCCCACAAGUCCGAGAGCCAACCGCAUCCCUCUCUGCCAGCCUGGGUUCAGCUGAGACACUCUGCGAUGACGACGUCCCACCGAUACCUCUGGACACACAUAAAGAUGCUGCAGCAGCAUCUGUAGGAGGAAGUGGGAUUCUUCUCCCUGGGGAGGAUGAUGUAGUUUACACCACGGCCUGCAGAGAUGAAGAGGACAUUGUUGCUACAGGUCUUGUUGAAGACCGGAGCUUGGUCUGUCGUCCAGUGAGCAUCAUCAGCUUUAACAGUGACUGUGGCUCUGAAGCUGCCUUCGCUUUAGAACCUCAACCCAUCGGCAUUAGCGGUGACGCUGCUUUAGAUGGAGCAAUGGAAAGUUACCACCUGUCUUCAGGAAUUGCAGCAAACACAGGGGUUAAGGAUGUGGUGGCAAUGGCAGAGGUGGCGAUGGCCAAGUUGCGGACUGGCGAAACUUUAGCCACAGGGAUGUCAAACUCCGGAUCACCCAUGUCCUCUUGGAUGAGCGAUCUCAGCAUGUGCAGCGAAGCAGAUCAGUCUCUGCACAGCUUCAGCCAGUCUCAGAGUCAGCAAGGGGAGGCACUGGCUGAUUCUGAAGCCAGGCAAAGCUUUGAAGUUGAGAUUUUGGAUGGAUGUGGGAGCGGGGGAAGCUCAAGAAGAGGCAGUCUGGAAGGAGAGCUGGUUCUGUCAGAGAAGGCGUCGGAUAAAGGGACUCCAAACAGAGACAGGCAGAGAAAACUGCCACCAUCUAUGGCGAAAACUAACAUUCAGAUUCUGCCUGGGCCUGGAAAUGUUUCCCCUUUCAAGACUACAAUAAGUGUUCACCCUUGCAUGGUUGUCAAACCCAUGAUUAUACAUGAGCCCACAAUCUUCUCCUCCCCAAUAAAGACGGCUUUAAUGAAAGACACAGGGAAAGCUAAAGCUGAAAUUUUAGCCUCCAUCUCCAGUGAGAUCAACUUUGAAGACCCUUGGUUGAAACGUGGAAUGGAGGAAGGAAGGCCUAGAGAACUUAUCUGUGAAGUGAAGCCAGAAAAAAGGGAAGUAGAGCCUUUAAAGAGCCAUGGAAGGGACUUUUGCAAGGACGGUGGGGAUCACAGUAGCUCUGGAUCAGGCGGUGAAGUGGUUUCCUCUCUAGACUCCUUCAAGAGAGUCGUGGACGGUUGCGAGAUGAUCACUGUUGCUGUCCAAGGGGAAUGUUUGACUGGUAUCUGCAGCCCAGAUAUCCACCGCACAGCGAGUCUUCCCCGCGGCUGGCACCGACUCAACCACCACGAUGGCUUAGAAAGUGGAACAGAGUACCGCAACCUUGGAGUCACCAAUUCAACACCCUGCAGUCCCCGUGCCACACUUGAACGCUUAGGAUCCAAAGGAAAACAGGGAUUGUUCUCCCACAAGAAGGGAGGAAUCCCACCUCUUCCACCAGUACGAAAGUCCAGCCUUGACCAGAGAAACAGGGCAGCCAGUCCUCUCCCCCAACCCACUCAUGGUGUGUCAUCACUAAGCAGCUCUACAGAUAAUUCAGGGAUCACCAGACAGCGCGGUUCCAGCAUCGACAGUAGCAGACUCUUCAGUGCCAAGUUAGAACAACUGGCCAACCGAACAAACUCCCUUGGCAGAGUCCACGGCUCGCACAGUGGCUCCCACCACUAUGACUGCUUUUCCCUGGAGAGAGGUGAGAGCCUUAGGGGGGCAGGAGGAGUCAGAGGGGACUCCACCAUGCCUCGCACUGGUCGCAGCAUCACCCGGACCGGCUCAGUAUCGUCGCCCAUUGGGAACCCCAGCAGUCCCAGUUUCAGUGGAGGCAGUAGUCCAAACAGUGCUCCACAGUCACCAGCCAAGAGCAGUGGCCAGUCAAAGAUCUCGGCAGUCAGUAAAUUGCUUAUGACCAGCGGUCCUAAAUCUAGGAGUCUCUCUGCAUCCAGCACCAAGACUCUGAGCUUCUCCACCAAGUCUUUAACCCAGACUAGCAGCCGCAGCUCCAGCCUCCCCCCGAAUGGAAAGAACUCAGUCCAGGCCCCCGUUCAGCAGCAGCAGCAAGGAUCUGCCCCUGGAUCGUGGUCGACCCAGUCCCUGAGCCGCAGUAGGGGGGGAAGUCUAACAGCCAAACUGCCUCUGCGGGCAGUCAACAGCAGAAUCUCAGAGCUCCUCCAGGGAAGUGCAGGAUCCCGCUCUAGGGGCCACGUCCAGGGAGGAAGCACAGAUCGAGCCGAGGAAAAAGGACCUGCAGCAGCAGUGAGUGGAGGUGGAGCAUGUGGCGAUAACCUGGGAGAGGAGAGGGCAGCUGUGGUGCAAACACUCCCCUCUCCUUACAGCAAAAUCACAGCCCCGAGGAAACCGCACCGCUGCAGCAGCGGCCAUGCAAGUGACAACAGCAGUGUACUGAGUGGAGAACUGCCCCCAGCUAUGGGGAAAACUGCCCUGUUUUACCACAGCGGAGGCAGCAGUGGUUACGAGAGCAUGCUAAGAGACAGUAGUGAGAACACAGGAAGCACUUCCUCGGCUCCAGACUCACUCAGUGAGCACAGCUCAGCCACCACCUCCUCCCGACGGAGCUCCAAGAGCAGCAAGAAGAGCAGGAGCAACUCAGGCCUCCAGCGGCGACGUCUGAUCCCAGCUCUGACCCUGGACUCCUCUUCUUCGUCACCUUCUCAGCGCUCCUCCAAACAAGCCAUCACCUCCUCCUCGUCCUCCUCCUCCAGCCCAGGUGCAUGCUGGGUGGACGGCCCACUGGGGCCUCCUGUGUCCUCAAACCACCGCGGUGUGGCUGCAUCCACAGAAACCAUUGAGAUCAAAGUGUACGAGAUCGACGAUGUGGAGCGACUGCAGAAGAGAAGGGACAAAGGAGGGAGCAAGGAGGGUGUGUUUGUCAGCGCCAGGCUGCGUGUGUUGGAGCACCGCCAGCAGCGAAUCAGUGAAGUCAGAGCCAAGUACCAGUGUCUGAAGAAAGAACUGGAGCAAACCAAACAGCACUUGAUGCUAGAGCCACACAAAUGGACAGCUGAGUUCGAACUGCAGCAGCCCUACGACGUGGACUCAGUAGAGUAUUUGGAGGCACUGGAAACGGUGACCAACAAACUGGAAACCAGAGUUAACUUCUGCAAAGCCCAUCUUAUGAUGAUUACCUGCUUUGAUGUGUCCUCAAGACACCGGUAGACAGAUGAGAGGCGCAGAAAGACCACAGUGAGAGAACAUUAUUCUAACAGUGGACAACAGGAGCGUAGGGACGGAGCAACCCGUUACUCAUGCAUCUCCCCUGGAUGGACAAAGGGACAGAUCAGAUGAACGAAUGGAGAGAUCUACAGUGAAAACUAGCAAACAUCAAGUUUUUGGUGUUUGAGUGAAACACUCAAAGAAGAGAAGGGGAUCGUAGAACGGCAGAUUACUGAAUGAAACAUCUAACACCACACACACCGAGUUAAGAAUGUACGGAGAAAAAGAAAACCGGACAACAAAAAUGCCACUUCUCAAAAAAACAACAAAGAAAAGGCGGAAGAAAAGAAAUCAGACAUGUAGUUCAUUUUCAUUUUUAAAAAAUAAAAAUAAACUACACUUAUGAUGAAUGUAAUUUACAGGUACAUUACUGAACUCGUACAUGAGGUUUAACGACAGAAAGAUGCUGAAUUGUAUCCCUGAGAGAAAGACAAGAGGAAAUGAUUAAGAUAAGUGCCUUGAGAACAUUUCUAACACCACCACGACCAAUUCUUUCUGAUUUUUUGUGUACAUGCCGUUGGUAUGGUGCUAGUGUAGAAAAAAAAAUUGAUGUCCUCGGAAAUUUUCAUUUUGCAAUUUCCUAGUGUGAUGUUUUUCUGUGGGUCGGUGUUUCCCAGUUCGAUUU